Sphenostylis stenocarpa is the source of this 573-nucleotide messenger RNA. Lineage: Eukaryota; Viridiplantae; Streptophyta; Magnoliopsida; Fabales; Fabaceae. The record is from the annotation of a GenBank genome assembly.
AUGGCCAUUUUCUUGAAUCUGAAAUCUGAACAGCAGCUAAAUAAUGUUAUGUAUGCUUCAAAACCACCAAUCAAAUUUGACAGAAACGUCCACUCCAAGCUGCAAGCUUCAAUCUUUUCACUCAAUCCACGCAAUCUCACUCCCAUUGAUCUUCCUAGAAACGUCUCUUCUGCCGCUGUGGUGCUAGAAUCAGAGAUUAAGGAGACCAAUGUAUCAGUCAAAAUAAACUUGGAUGGUUCCGGGGUUGCUGAUAGUAGUAGUGGAAUUCCCUUCCUCGAUCAUAUGCUUGAUGCUUUGCUGGAAGCUUUUGGUGAUAGGACGGAUGUCAAACAGUUAGUCAGAGGAUAUGUCUGGCUGGCCAUAUCUAUUUGGUGGAACAUUUCUUCCAAUCAUUGGUACAUUCAGCAGAAUAUAUAUGCAUUCCUCUGGGCACAGCUUGCUGGAAAAAAUUCCCAUCAUAUUAUUGAGGCAACCUUUGAAGCUUUUGCUAGGGCUCUUCGACAAGCAACAGAGUAUGAUCCACAUCGCCUUGGAACUGUAACAAGCUCGAAAGGGGUUCUGUCUCGUAGCUAA